AAUUCGAUCCGGCAUAAUUUAUCGUUACAUAAUCGAUUCAUGCGCGUGCAGAAUGAAGGAACCGGCAAAUCGAGUUGGUGGAUGCUGAACCCUGACGCAAAACCAGGGAAAUCAGUUCGCAGACGCGCCGCAUCGAUGGAAACAUCGAAAUAUGAGAAACGCCGUGGCCGUGUGAAAAAGCAGGUGGAAAGUUUGAAAAAUGGCGGACUUGCAAGUUUGUCUGGAAUGAACGAAGCUUCUUCGCCCAGCAGCAGUAUCAGUGAAGGUCUAGAUCUGUUUCCAAACAGUCCGCUCCUCAACACCGGGUUUCAAUUGUCGCCCGAUUUUCGGCAAAGAGCCUCAUCGAAUGCCAGUUCGGCUGGUCGGCUGAGUCCAAUACCAUCCGUUAUCGAUUUGGAUCCCAGCUGGAAUCAAUACACAACAAUAUCUCAGGACUUUGACACGAAUUCACUUGGGUGCAAUAACCUGCAAGGAACCACUGAUGGAGCCAUUCAAAUUAAUCAGUGCCCGACGCUGGAUCAAUUAGCGGGCUCGUUGGCCGACGAUCUGAAUAUUCAAAACGACUUUAUGCAAGGAUUCAAUCCCGUUGUAACUGUGCAAAAUCAACCGCCACCACCUCCUUAUCAACAGCCAUCUCGAACGUAUUCCAUGAAUGCGGCAAAUGCUUUACAAGCUUAUGCGGUAUCACAACAGCAAACUCAAUGCCCCAUCCACCAACGACAACCAUGUUCUUGUACACAAAAUUCCACAGAGCAGCAUGUAACACCGCCAUCAUGUAUAUCACCAUCGUAUCCAAAUAACGUGCUCAGCCAGAACUUCAAGGCAGCUAUCAAUUCGAUUAAGGUGCCGCCUGUCAAUUCAACGCCAAAUCUCGUGAAAUCAAACACCAAUAAAG
Messenger RNA from Sitodiplosis mosellana (orange wheat blossom midge), 895 nucleotides. RefSeq names its product forkhead box protein O-like. Gene Ontology annotation, molecular function: DNA-binding transcription factor activity, RNA polymerase II-specific; RNA polymerase II cis-regulatory region sequence-specific DNA binding. NCBI's taxonomy places the organism in Eukaryota, Metazoa, Arthropoda, Insecta, Diptera, Cecidomyiidae. Gene Ontology annotation, biological process: regulation of transcription by RNA polymerase II. Gene Ontology annotation, cellular component: nucleus. The record is from RefSeq and is a predicted model, not a curated record.